UGUUGAUGACACUUUUGUCAAAAACUGCGUCAAGUUUUUGAACCAUUACAAUUCUCUUUCUUGAAACACGAAAACAAGCAGAAACCCAUAUUCGCAGAGACUCAGAAGAAACCAAAAGCACAUACCUCCCACCAUUCCUUUCAUGGGGGGUUCUCUUGGGAUCGUUUCUUCAAUUCCAGCAUACACACAUUGCUGAAUGUUCAACAGACAAAGUUGUUUUGUCGUGGACCUGUCUCAAAAUCAAUGUUGGUUUCUCAUCUUCCAGAUUUUACUUGAGGUUAACUAAUUACGACUACAACAUUGUGAAUUUCCAAAAGAUAAUUCAAACGCAUCAAAUUUUGUUGAGUUGAGCAUGUCCGGCGGCAAGGUGAAGGGCAUUCUUAAAGGCUUUAGAUACUUUACUCAAAUAUUUGAGAGUGAAAAAGAACAAGAAAUUCAGAUCGGACUUCCCACAGAUGUAAAGCACGUGGCUCAUAUAGGGUGGGAUGGACCCUCUGUAAAUUCUCCCAGCUGGAUGACCGAGUUUAAAACUUCUCCAAGUGUAGAUGUUCAGAAUAAAGGUCAAGAAAAUGGAGUGAAACGAGUUGCAGAAGAAUCAAGGAGAAGAAAUCAUCGAGAGUCAUCAUCGGAUUUACCCAAGGCAUCUAAAAGACAGUCAACGGGUGUUACAGAUUCUCCGACAAAGGAAAAGACAAGCAAACCGCGAACGAGGAAAUCUUCCAACAAGAACAAAGAUGAGAUCGCCCAGUCACCCCGAAUACCCGAAUACCCGGAUCCAUUUCAACUACCUCCUCCGCCUUCACCCUCACCCGAUAAUAAUAAUAAUAAUAAUAUUCCUAAAAAGUCUCGUCGCCAUAAGACAAAGGAGCAUUCUAGUGGCGUCCCUUCCAAAUCCAGAACCAAAGCCCAUUCUGCUUCGGAUUCUGGAUCCCCGGCCCAAUCCAAGUCCAGGAACACCCACACCACCUUUGAUGAAACUGAACACGAUCUUUUGCUCUAAUGUAAUGUUGCCCUAUUAGUUUAGUGUUGUGCAUAGAUAACUCUUGAGACCAGAACAAGAACCCUUCCUUCCCCAUUUUUAUAUUUCCUAUUAUUACUAUUAUUAUUGGCGUCCUUUCUUCCUUUUUGGCCUUCUCUAUAGAGACACACUAUUGUAUUAUCACCCAUUCCUCAUAUCAUAUGUAAUCACGCACUUGUUCA
Molecule: messenger RNA, 1200 nt
Organism: Vigna unguiculata (cowpea)
Lineage: Eukaryota; Viridiplantae; Streptophyta; Magnoliopsida; Fabales; Fabaceae
Product: CRIB domain-containing protein RIC6-like
Source: RefSeq, a predicted model, not a curated record